Leptosia nina is the source of this 1503-nucleotide messenger RNA. The record is from the annotation of a GenBank genome assembly. Lineage: Eukaryota; Metazoa; Arthropoda; Insecta; Lepidoptera; Pieridae.
AUGUCUCACCAGUUAGGACGUCUUGUAUCACAAAUAUUGCAAAGAUAUUUCGGCGAGAUCGUGGAAAAAGUAGGAAAUGACCUGUUUAUGUACGGCAUUAAACCGAUUGGGAUGAUAAUGAAAACAACCGGUCUUCCAAGAACACAGGUUAUUGAGAGCUUAAGGACACUUCUCAAGUUUGAUCUAGCAAAGUUUGAAUCUACCAGUGGCAAUGUCGAUUAUAAACUACUUCCCGAUAAUGUUCUAGUGCUUAUAAGAUAUCCCAGAUACCUUCUACAGAUGAAGAGUAAAUAUGGUACUGAGGCAGAACUGAUAGUGGAAGAGCUUUUACAGCGAGCGGCUUGUAGUGCUACCUUACUUCUAGUCAGCAUAGCCAAUAAAUAUAAGGAUGACACGGAAAAAAAUCUAACCAUAGUCACAUUGAAGGACACAUUUAUAAGUCUAGCAACGGCUACAUACAUUCAACAAGCUCCUGUUGCACAGUUAAAAGAUGGCUCAGAUAUUCCGGAUCUUGUCCAAGUAGCUAGCAUAGUACCAGAUUUAGAUACAAGGUUGCUGAUGCAAGCCAUGGUAAACCCCGCUGAUAUUAAAGACAAUGUCUAUUGGAAAGUGAACUAUGACAGAUUCCAUCAAGACUUCACAGAUGAAAUAAUGAUAAACGCGAUGACGCGGCGAAUCGAUGAUGAUGCUGGUGAAGUUAUGCGACUUCUCAUUCAAGAGAUGUAUCUAUCGUCCUCUGCUUGGGCUGAAGAAUCAAAUGUGGUGGCCCUGACAGACUUGAGGGAACAUGCAAGUAGGUUAAAAGAUAGACCACUGUUGCAACAGCAUCUGGAGCAUUAUCUCAAGGUGAUGGAGGAAAAUGGUGCUGGGUUUAUACGUCGCGCGGGUGACGCUGGAGGUGGCCAAUAUUCGGUACAAGUGAAAUGGGCAGCUCGACAGUUAGUUGAGAGCGUCCUAGAUCACGUGGUCACUGAGAGACUCGGUUCCAAGGCAGCUAGAAUAUUCAGGCUCAUUCGGGCCAAAAAGUACAUAGAAGAAGAAGACAUACAAAAGAAUGCGAUGUUACCUAAUAAAGAGUGCAAGCAGUUGACAUACAAACUGCUAGAGGAGCAUUUUGUUAGUGUACAGCCCAUGAGGAAAUCUCAACAGGUUUCCGGAACCCAAAAGGGAAUAUAUUUAUACCACGUGAAGUUAUUCGAUGUGGUUCAUGUCUGUCGCGAGAUGUGUUAUCGUGCUUUGCACAAUCUGUCGCGUGCUCGCUCGCAAUUGGUCAGCGUACACGCGCGGGCUCUGGACAAGCAACGCCGCGUGCGCACCAUUGUACACGGGAUGCGCCUGCGCAGCGAGCCCCAGAAGAAUAUUGAUGAUGUGCUAGAAACCUUAACGCCUCCCGAAGUAUCGCUUCUCGCUCAGGUUGAGAAGCAGCUAAAGCAACUGAGUGCAGCAGAACUAGAGCUUGAUAGGAACUUAUUUAUACUUAAUUGGUAUCUCGUAUAUCCCUAG